AGGCUACUGUAAUUGGUGUGCUCUUCUUAUCGGGGUGGAAGGUAGUCGGCUGCUAAUUCUAGUUACUUGAUGUUAAAUUAAAUUUGUUUGUGUAGCCUGGAUGAUUGUCUUUUAAAUCCCUAUCUGGCACACGGGUUCAGGUCAUGUGAUAACCGGCCUUGGAAAUCUGUUCAGGCAUCCUGUCCAUACUGUACCCAACCCUGUAGCAAUUAGCAACAAAACCCAGAGAACCAGUGAGCCGGUCAUGUCCGUCGUCUUUUGGAGUUCUCGUGCAGUUCCUGCUUUACCUUUGGCCGUCAUCUUCCUCCGCUGUCCCUCCGCUGAGUCUUGAGUCCCUCCCAUUUUCCACGUGGUCACACGCGUACACACACUCCCUCGGCUCACACCCCUUUGUUACACACGGCUGCCUGCCAGGGAGGCAAACACCUGCUGUGCUGUCACACUCCGGUUCCGAGACGUCCAGGGGUAUCCUCGCGUAAACCCACCGGUGAAAGCUUUUCCCCUGCGCUCUCCUCUCUCUCAGCGGGUCAGCUGGCAGGAGCAGAGGUGACAGCACUGCCCAUUCGCCCAUGCCUGUGACGGCAGCAGGCUUCACGCAGCCGGAGCCCACGCAGAAUGAGCAGCGCGGCCCUCUGCGCAUCUCCGUAGGGGGUCUUCCUGUCCUGGCCUCCAUGACCAACACGCUGGACCCGCGCUUCCGCAUCAAGUGGCGCGCGAUCGUGCUGAUGGGCGCGCUGCUGGCCCUCCUGCUGCUGCUCUACAUGCAGCUGUCCCCAGGUGGCGCCAGCGGGGCCGCGCACCACAGCCACGCCCGGGGCCCCCACCACGGCCCGCCGGGCUUCGGCCGCAAGGGCCCGCCGCCGGACGAGUCGCCGGGCGAGCGCUACAACGACACGUACCCGCUGACGGCGCCCGAGCACACGGCCGAGGGCACGCGCUUCCGCAUCGCCGUCAUCGCCGACCUGGACACGGCGUCGCGGCAGGACGGCAAGAAGAACACCUGGGUGAGCUACCUGCGGCGGGGCCACCUGCUGGUGAGCGAGGGCUCGGGCCGGCCGCACCUGAGCGUCCAGUGGGACGCCGAGAAGGUGGAGCUGCAGACGCACCUGUCGGAGAAGGGCCGCGGGAUGGAGCUCUCCGAGCUGACCGUGUUCAACGGGAGGCUCUACAGCGUGGACGACCGCACCGGCGUGGUCUACCACAUCGACGGCAACCGGGCCGUGCCGUGGGUCAUCCUGCCCGACGGGGACGGAAGCGUCUCCAAAGGCUUCAAGGCAGAGUGGCUGGCUGUGAAGGACGAGCAGCUGUACGUGGGCGGCCUGGGGAAGGAGUGGACCACCACCUCAGGAGAGUUCGUCAACAAUGACCCCCAGUGGGUCAAGGUGGUCGGGUUCCAUGGUGACGUCCAGCAUCAGAACUGGGUUCCCAAGUACCACCUUCUGUGCUCUGCAGCAGGGAUCCAGUCUCCAGGUUAUCUCAUCCACGAGUCGGCGGCGUGGAGCGACACGCUGCAGCGCUGGUUCUUCCUGCCGCGGCGGGCCAGCAGCGAGCGCUACGAGGAGACGGCGGACGAGCGCCGCGGCACCAACCUGCUGCUCAACUGCUCGCCGGACUUCCAGAACAUUCUGGUGAGCCGCGUGGGCCCGCUGGAGCCCACGCACGGCUUCUCCUCCUUCAAGUUCGUGCCCAACACCGACGACCAGAUCGUCCUGGCGCUCAAGUCCGAGGAGGACGCCGGGAAGAUCGCCACGUACAUCCUGGCCUUCACGCUGGACGGACAGAUCCUGCUGCCCGAGACCAAGAUCGGAGACGUCAAGUACGAGGGGCUGGAGUUCGUCUAAGGGCGGCGCGCCCCGAACUCCAAAAAAACUCAAGUCCUCCCCUUCACGUCAGUCGUGCAGACGAACUUGCACUGCGCGCAACACAACACCGAGAGCCUUUUUUCGGAGGAAUGAUCCGAGAGGGGAACUCUGCUCCGAGUCGGCAGCCUGGCACCUAAUCCCACCACUCCUCGUCAUCACCCCGCACCCGCCCGUGGCACAGCCCCGUGCCAGUACAGAACAGAGAGGGCUGUCGCCACGACGCCAGCCUGCUCCAUGGCCAGUGCCACUCACCCACCCACCCACUCAUUCACUCACUCAUUCACACACUCACAACUCAACGCGGAGGGCCGCCAAGAACACUAACCCUGUCCAACUGUCUGUAGUCGUCGUAACUGGUGGUGGUCACAUGACGUUUUCCAGCUACAUGAGACUCCUUGUGUCCAUGUGACCUUCCGAAGUCAUAUGACCUGGGCGGCUAAGCCCAGUAGUACUGUACCGAUUGACUUCUCAUAUUGAAUGUAAGAUUAGGAGAUCACUCAGACACUCUGAGCAUACUGAUGGGGGCACUGAAGUAUCAUGGUAAUUCUGAAUGCAUUUUUAAGUUUACAUUGUUUUUGUUUUGUUUUGUUUUGUUUUGUUUUUUUUUUAAUCCUGGUUGCUCUUAUAUUUAACAUUAUCUUUGAACUCUCUGUUGAACCCAUGACUCCCUCUGAUGCACACAUACAGACUCAUCACUACGCCUGAUAUGACUUUGGGUCAUUUGUUCUUGUCCCUAAAUUGUAUCGUUCUUUGAUUGGUGGCUAUAGAAGAACCCCUGGAAGGAGAGACCAUACACCCUGACAUCCUACAGUAUGUACCUGAGAAGAGAAUCUGGCCCAUUUCUUUAGGUCCCACAAAAAAAAACCUUCAGAGGCUCUACCAAAGACCCAUUUCCUUGAGAGUGUCUGGUGAAAUGAUUUUCUUUACCGUUUUCUUCUGUCGGCUGCUUUCUUUUGUCCACCAUGAAACAGAGUUGUUAUGAAGAGCGUCAACGGUGAUGGAAAAAGGUCAGAAGAAAAUUGUGUGUGCACAGUUUGUUUUAUAAUGUGUCUAUUAAUGACUUUUUAAGCCUAAAAUGAGUCAUGGUGGACUGUUUGCUGUUCUUUUUCCCCAGAGGUGUAUCCUUCACUGUGCCAUAAUUACUGAUGUUCUUUAACACCAGAUCUCCCAUGUUUAAGUUUUCCCAUUUAAUCCAGAUUCAAAAUUUAGAUGAAGUGUAAUACAAGAACAGAUGGCCAUGUUCAAAACAUUUAGUUGAUUCAAUUAAUGUGUAGCUCAAUAAAUACAGAAAAGAGCCACUAAUAUGGCAAGUAUGUGUUUUAUUUCUUAUAAUGGCCCUAGUGCCACGUACCACCCUGU
Sardina pilchardus (European sardine) is the source of this 3221-nucleotide messenger RNA. RefSeq names its product calcium activated nucleotidase 1a (gene cant1a). Gene Ontology annotation, molecular function: GDP phosphatase activity; calcium ion binding; UDP phosphatase activity. Lineage: Eukaryota; Metazoa; Chordata; Actinopteri; Clupeiformes; Clupeidae. The transcript is spliced from 4 exons. Gene Ontology annotation, biological process: proteoglycan biosynthetic process. The record is from RefSeq and is a predicted model, not a curated record. The coding region runs from base 570 to 1841 and encodes 423 amino acids.